Molecule: messenger RNA, 2281 nt
Organism: Galeopterus variegatus (Sunda flying lemur)
Lineage: Eukaryota; Metazoa; Chordata; Mammalia; Dermoptera; Cynocephalidae
Gene: CRTAP
Product: cartilage associated protein
Exons: 7
Coding region: 578-1783 (401 amino acids)
Biological process (GO): peptidyl-proline hydroxylation to 3-hydroxy-L-proline; collagen fibril organization
Cellular component (GO): endoplasmic reticulum
Molecular function (GO): collagen binding; protein binding
Source: RefSeq, a predicted model, not a curated record
GAGUCGCAGUCACAAGGUGUGAGCAUCUUCAACUUGACCAGCUACACAGUUUACAAAGUGCCACUGACAUCCUUAUUUUAUUUAUGCACUGGCAGUGCUAUUCAAAGUGCAGUCCGAGGACCUGCAGCGUCAGCCUCACCAGGAUCCUGGUUAGAAAUGCAAAUCCUCAGACCCCCUCCCCAGACUUGCUGAUUCAGAAACUCUGGGGUCGCGGCCCAGGAAUCUGCGUUUUCACAAGUCCUCCAAGUGACUACGAAGUUGAAGUACCGCUACUCUAUGACCCAUUAGGGCCGCGUCUGGCUUGCAGACCGCAGUCUCUGAGCGAAUGAACAGCAGAGCCCGGGAACACGCAUUAGACUGUGCGGGAACGAGCGGGCAGCGCGCCUUCCCCAGGGCACCCUUUCCGCGCUGGCAGCUGGCGCCGGGAUCCCCCAGCUAGGUCGGGUGGGGCUGCCGGACGGGGCGGGCCGGAGGUUGGCGUCUCCGCCUCUCAAGCAUUCUGCCUGCCGCGUCGCGCCGUCCUCCUCUCCGUCCUUUCCUCGCUCCCUUCCUUCCUUCCUUCCUUCCGCCGGGCGCGAUGGAGCCGGGGCGGCGGGCGGCCGCAGCCCUGCUGGCGCUGCUGUGCGCGGGCUGUGCGCUGCGCGCCGGGCGCGCCCAGUACGAGCGCUACAGCUUCCGCAGCUUCCCGCGGGACGAGCUGAUGCCGCUGGAGUCGGCCUACCGGCACGCGCUGGAUCAGUACAGCGGCGAGCACUGGGCCGAGAGCGUGGGUUACCUGGAGAUCAGCCUGAGGCUGCACCGCCUGCUGCGCGACAGCGAGGCCUUCUGCCACCGCAACUGCAGCACGGGGCCCCAGCCCGAGCCCGCCGCGGGCCUCGCCCGCUACGCGGAGCUGCGCCUCUUCGGGGGCCUGCUGCGCCGCGCGCACUGUCUCAAGCGCUGCAAGCAGGGCCUGCCAGCCUUCCGCCAGUCGCAGCCCAGCCGCGAGGUGCUGGCGGACUUCCAGCGCCGGGAGCCCUACAAGUUCCUGCAGUUCGCCUACUUCAAGGCCAAUAAUCUCCCAAAAGCCAUUGCAGCUGCUCACACCUUUCUGCUGAAGCAUCCCGAUGACGAAAUGAUGAAGAGAAACAUGGCAUAUUAUAAGAGCUUGCCUGGUGCUGAGGACUACAUAAAAGACUUGGAAACCAAGUCAUAUGAGAGUCUGUUCAUCCGAGCUGUGAGGGCAUACAAUGGCGAGAACUGGAGAACAUCCAUCACGGACAUGGAACUAGCCCUUCCUGACUUCUUCAAAGCCUUUUAUGAGUGUCUCGCAGCCUGUGAGGGUUCCAGGGAGAUCAAGGACUUCAAAGAUUUCUACCUUUCCAUAGCAGAUCAUUAUAUAGAAGUUCUGGAAUGCAAAAUACAGUGUGAAGACAACCUCACCCCAGUCAUAGGAGGCUAUCCAGUUGAGAAAUUUGUGGCUACCAUGUAUCAUUAUUUGCAAUUUGCUUAUUAUAAAUUGAAUGACCUGAAGAAUGCGGCCCCUUGCGCGGUCAGCUACCUGCUCUUUGACCAGAAUGACAAGGUCAUGCAGCAGAACCUGGUGUAUUACCAGUACCACAGGGACAAAUGGGGCCUCUCAGAUGAGCACUUCCAUCCCAGACCAGAAGCAGUUCAGUUCUUUAAUGUGACUGCACUCCAGAAAGAGCUGUAUGACUUUGCUAAGGAAAAUCUAAUGGAUGACGAUGAGGGAGAGGUUGUGGAAUACGUGGAUGACCUCUUGGAACUGGAGGAGACUGGCUAGUCCACAGCAACCAAAGAGACUUCCUUUCGACAUUCAGGAAACAGAUUCUUUGUCCUCCUUUUCCCAAAAGCCCAGGUUGUUGAUACCUCAAAACCUUUCCUAUACUUUAUAAAGUAAAAGGGAAGCCCCAUCUCUCUCACUACAUGUAACCAGAAGUGAGCCUGCCUUCCUUGUGUUCACACCCACCUUCCCUGUGUUCACACCUAUCUUCCCCAUGUUCACACCUGUCUUCCCAUCUCCACACCUGUCUUCCCCAUGUUCAUGUCUUCUCCACCUUCACACCUGUCUUCCCCAUGUUCACACCUGUCUUCACCAUGUUCAUGUCUUCUCCAUGUUCACAUCUGUCUUCCCCAUGUUCACAUCUGUUUUCCCCAUGUUCACACCUGCCUUUCUUGCCAUUUUGGUUUGAAGAUAGUUUGUUUGUUUUUCCCCAGAAAAAUCAGUAUUAUUUUUUAAAUAAGAAAAGCACUCCUAAAAGAUGAUAAUUGUGAAAACCUA